Messenger RNA from Diprion similis, 1443 nucleotides. RefSeq names its product zinc finger MYM-type protein 1-like. The coding region runs from base 1 to 1443 and encodes 480 amino acids. The record is from RefSeq and is a predicted model, not a curated record. The transcript is spliced from 3 exons. NCBI's taxonomy places the organism in Eukaryota, Metazoa, Arthropoda, Insecta, Hymenoptera, Diprionidae. Gene Ontology annotation, molecular function: protein dimerization activity.
AUGACCAUAAGAUAUGCGAACGGUCUGGAUAUUGUCGAAAGAUUUAUAGGUUUCAUUAAUUGUUCCACCUCUAGAGAUGCGCAAGGACUGGCUACACUAAUUUUGGACACUUUGAAUAAACACCGUUUGGGUGAUGUUCCAAUUCUUGCGCAGUCUUAUGAUGGCGCCAGCGUCAUGUCUGGUCAAAAUCGAGGCCUACAGGCGAUUAUAAAAGAAACUCACCCUCACGCAAUUUACAUUCAUUGUUUAGCACACAAGCUUAAUCUGGUGGUUGUUGAUUCGUGCGCAAAUGUUUCACUGGCAAAGACAUUUUUUAACGGCCUUGAAGCUUUGUAUAUCCACUUCUCACAACCUGGUCAUCAUGCCAGCCUAAAAAAAUUACAAAGCACUCUUGGAAUUAAUACCAACCGUGAAAUGGGAAGUCUAAGUACUACCAGAUGGAGUUGUCGCUACGAAAACUGCAAAGCAUUACUGACAAAUUAUGAGGCAAUUAAAUUGGCUCUGGAACAAGAGAUCACUAAAAACCGAGACAAGCACACAGUAGAAGCACUCGGAUUGCUAACAAUUAUUACGAAACCAGAGUUUGUCGUCUCUUUACACACAUUUCACUCAGUUCUCGCUAUAGUGAAUGUACUGAGUAAAUUUUUUCAGACACAAAAUGCAACUCUUGGUCAGGCUAGUGAUCUCAUAGAAAGUACUAUAGGUACUUUUGAAGCAUGCAGGAAUCAGUUCAAAAUUUGGACAGAUAUCGAGCAGUUUGCUAUAAAGCAAGAGAUUUCACUAGAACCUGUUAGAGUAUCAAAACGGAGACGUCAACAAAAGGACUUUUAUACUGAGUUAACUGUGGGCAAAAGUAAUACAUUAGAUUUGCCGGCCGAUACACCACCAGAAGAGUACUGGAAGAUCAACAUUUACUACCAAGUAGUUGAUAAUAUUAUUGUAAAUCUAAAACGCCGAUUUGAAAAUGUACCGUUAGCUCGUGCAGUUGAUGCUUUUUUGAAAUUGGAUAUGAAGAACGGAGAGGAUUUCAUCAAUAAUUAUAAAAAAAUCUUAAUAAUUGAUACUUCAGCCUUAGAAGCUGAAGCGAUGGUCAUGAAAAACAUGCUUCAAUUUAAAAAUGACGAAAUGAAUGCUGAAAAUUUUAGAAAGCAUAUUAAAAAAGAGUACUGCCCUAAUUUAUAUAAACUUCUCCAAGCAGCAAUAGUACUCCCAGUGAGUUCCGCCGGCUGCGAGAGAAGUUUUUCUGCUAUGAGGCGGAUAAAAACGUGGCUUAGAAGCACAAUGCUUCAGGAACGAUUCUCUCAUAUGUCACUGCUCAACAUAGAGAAUGACACUGUAUUGCCAAAGUUUGAUAUUAAUGUCAAUAUGAACCAUAGACUAAGAUUAUUACAAUAUGGCGUCAGCCGUGAAUAUUUGAAUAUACACUUUAACACUUCCCCUUAG